UGCAACCUUCAAACCAAGCCUAUUACAUAUUUAUUCAUUGAUCCUAUAUGUAAAAAAAAAUAAGCCAGCCACACAACAGUAACGGAGAGUUGACCUCCAUACAGGUAACUAAAGGUCAUGUUAAAACACUGCCUUCACUGCCAAUUCACUUUAGACGAACAAUAUCAAUAAUAUCAAAACUAGCCACUCACAUUUAAAUACGUUUAAAUAUGCAUGAGAGCUCAAUCGACCUAUCAGCAGGAGGGAAAAUGCCCCUGCAUACAGAUAUUGAUCACAUGAGAUUAAUUAAUAACCAAAUGGUCGACCGUGUCCUUAUAAAACCCAAGACCUUUAGUGGCUCUUUGUCCAGUCACAGAGACAGAGGAGGGGCUGCCAGUCAUCACACAGCUGGUGAAGCAACAGAACAACAUGAAUAUAAGACUAAUUCCUGUGUUUUUUGUCCUGUUCGCUGCUUGUGUCCCCGCUCUCUGUAGCAGAGACGAGGCUACCGCCCCAGUGCCUGGGGCUGAGACCCGGUCUCGCUUUGCUGCUCUGGAUGAUGUGCGUCUCCUGGCAAACGGCCUCCUCCAGCUGGGCCAGAGCCUGCGGGAGUUUGUGCAGAAGACGAAGGGACAGAUCAACGACAUCCUGCAGAAGCUCAACAUCUUCAACCACUCGUUCUACCAGCUGUCAGUGCUCGCCAGUGAAAUCAAGGAGGAGGGCGAGGAGCUGAAGAAGACCACCGUGGUGCUGAAGGCCAACAAUGAGGAGAUCAAAGGUCUGUCUGCUGAGAUCAACUCCAAGGUGGACAACAUCCUGCAGGAGAAGAGUCAACUACAGAGCAAAGUAGAAGGUCUGGAGAAGAAGCUGAGCAGCCUCUCGCAGGGUCUGGUGUCCAGUGAACAAGUAGCAGAGAUCAAUGGCCUGAGGGCUGUGAUCCACAGUCAGGAGCAGAGCAUCACUGAGCUGCUGAAGGCUGUGAGGGAACAGAGCAACCAGAUCAACUACCAGAAGACCAAGAUCAAGACUCUGGAGGAAAAGCUUACAGUGGACACAUCAGCCCAGGAGACCAUCGAGAGGACGCCUGAGGUCUUCAGCAGUGAACCUCCAACACUUAAGCCUUUUCAGACCUCAGACUCCUCCAACACCACGGAAAUGAAUCUGCCGUCAGACUGCAGUGAGAUGUUUAUCAGAGGGGAGCGAGCGAGUGGUGUCUACGUCAUCAGACCCAACGGAUCAGAGCCCUUCAUGGCCUAUUGUGACAUGAGCAAAGAUUAUGGGGCAACAGUCAUCCAGAGACGCAAGGAUGGCUCUGUAAAUUUUGAUCAAACAUGGGAGAAGUAUGAACAUGGCUUUGGAGAUUUUCAAGGAGAGUUUUGGCUGGGUCUCAGGAAGGUCCACUCUCUCACCGCUCGGAGCGACUCUGUCCUUCACAUCCAGCUGGAAGACUGGAAGAACUGCAACUACUUCAUCGAGUAUAGAUUUGACCUCGAUGGUCCAGGGAGCAACUACACCAUUAACAUCACACAUCUGUCUGGAGAUUUGCCCGACGCCAUGAGCAACCACACAGGCGUGAUGUUCUCGACCAAGGACAGGGACAAUGACAAGCACAUGGACGCCAACUGUGCCCACAGCCACACGGGUGGAUGGUGGUUCAGCGCCUGUGGAGACACCAACUUGAAUGGCAAAUACUUCCUCAUCAGACCAAAGGGACAUUCACAGCGCAGGAGAGGAGUUCAAUGGAAGUCUCCCAGGAAAGCGUCCUACUCCUUCAAGCUUACUCAGAUCUCAGUCCACCGCAUGGCUCCAGUCUCAGCCUCUUCUGCUUCAUCCCAUGCAGAUGUCUUUCUUUGAUCCAUUUCAGCACCAGCGGACUACGGUGAAGAACUUAGAACAAGCAGCAAAGAGUGUCCUCUGCAGGAGAGCCUUAGCAGUGCUUCUUGUGCGCAGCCACAGGUUUGGAGGCUGGAGAAAAGAAAGAUGAUGAUUCGCUAACAGAAUCAAUGUAGAAAACCAUGAAUUUCACUCACACAGUGGCAUUAAAUGCUAUGUAUCUUUGCUCAGUCACAAUAUCUCACACGUCAAAUGGUAUAGAGAAGGAACAAAAACUGAAAGCCAUGCGUUUAUGUGCAGUUUUCAUAUCGGGUCACAUUGACUCACAGUUGUGCAGUGGUUCCAACCACAGCAGGGUGUCAUCCGCUGAGGGAUACAUCUAAAGGCUCGAUGAGCGAAACAUGAAAGACUCCAUAACUCAGAUUCUUCUUUGAAAUGUUGGACACAUGCACCCUGAUUCAAAUCUGAAAUGUCAGUACGUGGAUCUGCUUAUGGUUGAACUACUGCAAUGGAAACAUGGUCCCAGACACACAUCGUUUACUUCUAAGGGGACAAAGUCAACAAAACCAAGGGCCCAUGGUUAGAAGUAACAGUCAACUUUGCUUUACAUGCUCGAUUUUUCAUAUAUUUGCUGCAUUUUAUUUAACUUUUAGGAUACUGACCUCUUAUAAUGCUAAUAUUCAUUUCUGUACAUAUUUUUGAUUAGAAAUAAUAACAUGUUUUACCUUGAUCACUUGACCAUCACUUUGCCAGACUAACAAAAUAUUUGAUUUGUUGUCAUGGGCUUUGAUUUGUUAGUAGCCCUUGCACCUUUGAGCCACAGGAUGCUCUUUCAGUGUCAACAGAGAUCAAUCACCUUUGUUUUGAGUCUUGUAAAUAAAUGACAAACACUUGUUCAUGCUAUUUCCACAUACUAAAACUUUUUGUAUUUUGCCCUGGGAGGUUAAGAAACUGUUGAAUCCUGUGUUAGAAGUUGCCCUGACUAAACACUAGAGGGCAGAGUGGUUCCAUGUACAGAUACCUUCUACUCAGAUUUGAUUGUGCUGCUUAUAUAAACAGGUUCUCC
Molecule: messenger RNA, 2878 nt
Organism: Solea senegalensis (Senegalese sole)
Lineage: Eukaryota; Metazoa; Chordata; Actinopteri; Pleuronectiformes; Soleidae
Product: angiopoietin-related protein 3-like
Exons: 7
Coding region: 409-1833 (474 amino acids)
Biological process (GO): cholesterol homeostasis; phospholipid catabolic process; phospholipid homeostasis
Source: RefSeq, a predicted model, not a curated record